GGGAAAGAAAGGUGGCCACAGCCCCUGUCAGCCAAGUGGUAACCCAGCAGAACCAAAGGGGACAGGCCCUUUGGUGGUGGCUCAUUGAGAAGAUCCCUGCACCCCAGGGUCAGCGAGGGAGCCCAGUCGCUGAGCCAUGCCGGGCCCCGGGCGGCCGGCAGCAAGCCCAACCCCGGCGCCCACAUAGUCAUGAACAGCCACAACCACCGUGGCUGCGGGGGACGGCCGCUGGGUGGCGGGCUGGGUGCCCUGGGCCGAGACCCUCUGGACCCUGAGGCCGGCCACCCCCCGCAGCCUCCGAAUGGCCCAGGCAUCCAGGUGGUGGUGGCCAAGAGUGAGCCAACCCAGCCCUCACCCAGCAGCCCCCGGGGGCAGCCCCAGGACCAGGAGGAGGAGGAAGAUGAAGAGGAAGACGAGGCAGGCAGGCAGAGGGCCUCAAGGAAGCCCCCAAGUGUAGGUCACCGCCUGGGCCACCGGCGGGCACUCUUCGAGAAGCGGAAGCGCCUCAGCGACUACGCCCUCAUCUUUGGCAUGUUCGGCAUCGUUGUCAUGGUGACGGAGACAGAGCUGUCCUGGGGGGUCUACACCAAGGAGUCCCUAUACUCCUUUGCACUCAAAUGCCUCAUCAGCCUCUCCACCGUCAUCCUGCUGGGCCUGGUCGUCCUCUACCAUGCCCGGGAGAUCCAGCUGUUCAUGGUGGAUAACGGGGCAGAUGACUGGCGCAUCGCAAUGACCUGCGAGCGCGUUUUCCUCAUCUCCUUGGAACUGGCCGUGUGUGCCAUCCACCCAGUGCCCGGCCACUACCGCUUCACGUGGACGGCGCGGCUGGCCUUCACCUACGCGCCAUCGGCGGCUGAGGCCGAUGUGGACGUGCUGCUGUCCGUGCCCAUGUUCCUGCGUCUCUACCUGCUGGGCCGCGUCAUGCUGCUGCACAGCAAGAUCUUCACCGACGCCUCCAGCCGCAGCAUCGGUGCCCUCAACAAGAUUACCUUCAACACACGCUUCGUCAUGAAGACACUCAUGACCAUCUGCCCGGGCACCGUGCUUCUUGUCUUCAGCAUCUCCUCCUGGAUCAUCGCCGCCUGGACCGUGCGGGUCUGCGAGAGGUACCACGACAAGCAGGAAGUGACUAGCAACUUCCUGGGGGCCAUGUGGCUCAUCUCCAUCACCUUCCUCUCCAUCGGUUACGGCGACAUGGUGCCCCAUACCUACUGCGGGAAGGGCGUGUGCCUGCUCACUGGCAUUAUGGGGGCCGGCUGCACAGCGCUCGUGGUCGCCGUGGUGGCCCGGAAAUUGGAACUCACCAAGGCAGAGAAACACGUGCACAAUUUCAUGAUGGACACUCAGCUCACCAAGCGGGUAAAAAACGCCGCUGCUAACGUUCUCAGGGAGACGUGGCUCAUCUACAAACAUACCAGGCUGGUGAAGAAGCCAGACCACGCCCGGGUUCAGAAACACCAGCGUAAGUUCCUCCAAGCCAUCCAUCAAGCUCAGAAGCUCCGGAGUGUGAAGAUUGAGCAAGGGAAGCUGAAUGACCAGACCAAUACGCUUGCAGAUCUGGCUAAGACCCAGAAUGUCAUGUACGACCUCAUGUCCGAGCUGCACGCCCAGCACGAGGAGCUCGAGGCCCGCCUGGCUGCCCUUGAAAGCCGCCUGGAUGCGUUGGGCACCUCUCUGCAGGCCUUGCCUGGCCUCAUCGCCCAAGCCAUACACCUGCCCCAACAAAACCUUCCUCCCCAGCCUGGCCCUGGCCCCCUGGACCAGGUGGCCUGGAGUCCCCCACGCUGGUGGCCACCCGUGGCCCCUUCGGACUGCGGGUGACAGCCCUACCUGCCACCGGACCCCUCAAUCUUGGCCAUCGUGUGGCCACCACCUCCAUGCCACCCAGGAAGCCCUGUACAGUGGCGCCUCUUGGAGUUCAAGGAGCCGAAGCUGAGUUGGGCUGAGUGGACUGGAGCCCGCCCCACCCAGCCCAUCCGGGCAGACGGCACGGGGCAGGGCCGGACGACCAGUUAGGGCAGGGGUGGGCCAUUGCCCGCUUCCUCCUUGAUUGGAGCUGGGGGAGCCCGGAGCUUCCACUGGCCCCCUGACCCCUAGUGGGUGCGGAGCAGCCAGGAGAGGGGUCCUUGCCAGUUUCGAAUAAAGCAGGACCCCACCCAGUUGCUGCCUGUUAUACGUGGCUGGGGGGCACUCAUCAUCAUGACAUGGGAGGUAGACACCUGGCCCAAGGUCUCAGACUGGAUGUAGAGGAUCAAAGUGAGCCCAUCCCCAUCCUAGCCUGGUAGGCUCCCGGGCCUGAGCUUAGUCAGGGACACCUCCUGGAGGACAUCUGCUCCAGUCCCACCUAACACCCAUAGAGGGACCAUGCAUGGCCCAGCCUGGACCUGUGGGAGGCAGCAGGUCAUCAGGACAUCCUUCCAGCUGGCUUUGCUGGAAUACCGACUAUGGGCCAGGCUCCAGCAGGGCCAUGGGUCAUUGUCCAGCAGGGGAGGUGACAUGAUUGAGGAGGGCCAUUCAGUCUUCAUUGGACACAGGCUGAGCACCCGCUGCAUACAGACAAUGUAAUGUAAAUGAUCAUACUGACUCUUCACCAGAACCUGACCAGGGUAGGAUGUGGAGACUCAGAGAAGUGAAGCCACCUAUCUGGGGCUACAGAGUGAGGAGGGGUGAGCCUCCUCCUUAAAUGUGGGGGUCCACAGGCCAAAAGGACGAAUGGACUGGGUGGAGGGCAGUCCAUGGGGAGGGGAGUGGUGUGAUCCUGGGGUUAGAGAGACCCCUCUGGGACAGGAUGGAGGGGAGGGUUCCAGACAUAAGUAGAAUCAGAAAGGUCCCUCUAGGCCUUGGGCUCGUGGUGCUUGGCAGAUGCUGGGCCCUGGCUAAUCUGGGUCCCGCUGAGAGCCCAGGCCCUGGCAGCCUCUGAUAAGGCCAUGGGCCACCUGGCUGGGGGUGAUAGGUUGGGCACAAGAACAAGAAGGGUCUGGGCAGGUGUGGGUGGGCUGUGGUCAGACCUGGGUUCGAGACCCAACUCUGCUACCACUAGGGACUCUAGGCAGUAGCUGCCCCUCUGGAAUCUUAGUUUCCUCUUCUGUAAGAUCAAAUUCGAGGAACAGGGCACAGUGCUCACCCUUGGGAACACCCAGUCUGAUGGAGAGCCACAGUAAACACACAGUAGUCACAAAUAUAGGGACCAGAGCCCUAAAGAAAUAAACAAGUCCAAAGCAUGACU
Messenger RNA from Vicugna pacos (alpaca), 3226 nucleotides. The record is from RefSeq and is a predicted model, not a curated record. NCBI's taxonomy places the organism in Eukaryota, Metazoa, Chordata, Mammalia, Artiodactyla, Camelidae.